Messenger RNA from Erigeron canadensis, 1464 nucleotides. RefSeq lists its product as uncharacterized. The record is from RefSeq and is a predicted model, not a curated record. NCBI's taxonomy places the organism in Eukaryota, Viridiplantae, Streptophyta, Magnoliopsida, Asterales, Asteraceae. The transcript is spliced from 2 exons. Bases 1 to 1464 code for a protein of 487 amino acids. Gene Ontology annotation, molecular function: zinc ion binding; nucleic acid binding.
AUGACAUUCUGCCCUCACUUGUGUGGUACUGAAGCAGCUACUGUUACCCGUUUUGUGAAUGGGCUUCCAGCUGAGUAUCGUGGGUUCUGUAGGAGUAAGACUACCUUGAGUUUGGCUGUUGAUGAGGCCAAGCGUGUGGAGUAUGACUUGGGGUCCAGGGUUAGGAAAGACGGUAAUUCUGGUUUUAAAAGGAGCAAUGACAGGUCUUCAGGAUCGAAUAAAAGGUUUAAGGGUAAUUCUUCCAAUAGCAGUAAUGAUAAGAGGAUUGGGACUUGGUGCGAUAGAUGCAGGUCUAAGCAUACUGGGCAGUGUACUAUUAGCACUCUUCGUUGUAAUAGGUGCACCGCUACAGGUCAUUUGGCUAAAGAUUGUACUGGGGAGGCUCGUUGUUAUAGGUGUAAAAAGACUGGACAUCAAAUUGCUGAUUGCCCGCAAGCAAAAGAGGGUGAGAAAAAGAAUGAGCGACCGAGGACUACAGCUCGUGCCUUCAACAUGACAGCUGAACAAGCUCGAUCAGAUGAUGAGGUAGUUAGCGGUACCUUUAUUAUUAAUUCUUCUCUUACUAAUGUGUUAUUUGACUCUGGUGCAAAUAGAUCUUUUGUGUUUACUUUAUUUGCUCCUAAGCUUGGUACAGUAACUCACCCAUUAGAUACACCAAUUGAGGUUGAGAUAGUUGAUGGUCGUACUUCUAUGGUUCGCAAUGGCUUCUUUGAUUGUUCUAUUAAGAUAGAGGGUCAUUCUUUUUCUAUUGACUUGUUGCCCACUACUGUUUCUAGCUUUGAUAUUGUCGUGGGUAUGGAUUGGAUGUCUAAAAGUGGUGCUGUUAUUCUCUGUUCUAAGAAGAUUGUGCGUAUCACUACUCCAGAUGCUGAUGUAGUUUCUGUCUAUGGUGAUAAACAAAAGGGUAGUGUGAAGAUUGUUUCUCUUGUGAAAGCUCUUAGAUGUAUCCGACAGACUAAGAAUCAUUCUGAUCAUUUUCUGGCUUAUGUGAUUGAUUCACGGAAAGCUAAUCCUUCUAUCUCUGAUGUUGAUGUUGUAGCUGAGUUUCCUGAUUUCUUUCCAGAUGAUCUUCCUGGUCUUCCUCCUUAUAGAGAAGUAGAGUUUCCUAUUGAUCUUAUUCCUGGUGCUACCCCUGUUGCUAAAGCACCUUAUCAUCUCACUCCUACUGAGAUGAAGGAGUUGAUGUCUCAACUCCAAGAGUUACUUGAUAAGGGGUUUAUUCAUCCGAGUUCCUCACCUUGGGGUGCUCCUAUUCUGUUUGUAAAGAAGAAAUAUGGUUAUAUGAGGAUGUGUAUCGAUUAUCGUGAGCUUAACAAGCGAACGGUGAAGAAUAAAUAUCCUCUUCCUCGUAUUGAUGACUUAUUUGAUCAGUUGCAGGGUGCUUCUUAUUUUUCUAAGAUUGAUUUGCGGUCUGGUUAUCAUCAGUUGAAGGUGGAUGGAGAAUAUGGCGAAAGUACGAACUAA